Molecule: messenger RNA, 2211 nt
Organism: Hypanus sabinus (Atlantic stingray)
Lineage: Eukaryota; Metazoa; Chordata; Chondrichthyes; Myliobatiformes; Dasyatidae
Exons: 1
Coding region: 1-2211 (736 amino acids)
Source: RefSeq, a predicted model, not a curated record
AUGGGAAGGAGCUCGACCACCGACCGACUCCAGCUCACCUGGGCGCGACACCACCCACCGCCCGAGUCCAGCUCACCUGGGCGCGACACCACCCACCGACCGACUCCACCUCACCUGGGCGCGACACCACCCACCGCCCGACACCAGCUCACCUGGGCGCGACACCACCCACCGCCCGACUCCAGCUCACCUGGGCGCGACACCACCCACCGCCCGACUCCAGCUCACCUGGGCACGACACCACCGCCCGACUCCAGCUCACCUGGGCGCGACACCACCCACCGCCCGACUCCAGCUCACCUGGGCGCGACACCACCCACCGCCCGACUCAGCUCACCUGGGCGCGACACCACCCACCGCCCGAUUCCAGCUCACCUGGGCGCGACACCACCCACCGCCCGACUCCAGCUCACCUGGGCGCGACACCACCCACCGCCCGAUUCCAGCUCACCUGGGCGCGACACCACCCACCGCCCGACUCCAGCUCACCUGGGCGCGACACCACCCACCGCCCGAGUCCACCUCACCUGGGCGCGACACCACCCACCGCCCGACUCCAGCUCACCUGGGCGCGACACCACCCACCGCCCGAGUCCAGCUCACCUGGGCGCGACACCACCCACCGCCCGACUCCAGCUCACCUGGCGCGACACCACCCACCGCCGAUUCCAGCUCACCUGGCGCGACAGCACCCACCGCCCGAGUCCAGCUCACCUGGGCGCGACACCACCCACCGCCCGACUCCAGCUCACCUGGGCGCGACACCACCCACCGCCCGAGUCCAGCUCACCUGGGCGCGACACCACCCACCGCCCGAGUCCAGCUCACCUGGGCGCGACACCACCCACCGACCGACUCCACCUCACCUGGGGCGCGACACCACCCACCGCCCGAGUCCACCUCACCUGGGCGCGACACCACCCACCGCCCGAGUCCACCUCACCUGGGCGCGACACCACCCACCGCCCGACUCCAGCUCACCUGGGCACGACACCACCGCCCGACUCCAGCUCAUCUGGGCACGACAGCACCGCCCGACUCCAGCUCACCUGGGCACGACAGCACCGCCCGACUCCAGCUCACCUGGGCGCGACACCACCCACCGACCGACUCCAGAUCACCUGGGCGCGACACCACCCACCGCCCGAUUCCAGCUCACCUGGGCGCGACACCACCCACCGCCCGAGUCCAGUUCACCUGGGCGCGACACCACCCACCGCCCGACUCCAGCUCACCUGGGCGCGACACCACCCACCGCCCGAGUCCACCUCACCUGGGCGCGACACCACCCACCCGCCCGACUCCAGCUCACCUGGGCGCGACACCACCCACCGCCCGAGUCCAGCUCACCUGGGCGCGACACCACCCACCGACCGACUCCAGCUCACCUGGGCGCGACACCACCCACCGCCCGAGUCCAGCUCACCUGGGCGCGACACCACCCACCGCCCGAGUCCACCUCACCUGGGCGCGACACCACCCACCGCCCGACUCCAGCUCACCUGGGCGCGACACCACCCACCGCCCGACUCCAGAUCACCUGGCGCGACACCACCCACCGACCGACUCCAGCUCAGCUGGGCGCGACACCACCCACCGCCCGACUCCAGCUCACCUGGGCGCGACACCACCCACCGCCCGACUCCAGCUCACCUGGGCGCGACACCACCCACCGCCCGACUCCAGCUCACCUGGGCGCGACACCACCCACCGCCCGACUCCAGCUCACCUGGCGCGACACCACCCACCGACCGACUCCUGCUCACCUGGGCGCGACACCACCCACCGCCCGAGUCCAGCUCACCUGGGCGCGACACCACCCACCGACCGACUCCAGCUCACCUGGCGCGACACCACCCACCGCCCCGACUCCAGCUCACCUGGCGCGACACCACCCACCGCCCGACUCCAGCUCACCUGGGCGCGACACCACCCACCGCCCGACUCCAGCUCACCUGGGCGCGACACCACCCACCGCCCGACUCCAGCUCACCUGGGCGCGACACCACCCACCGCCCGACUCCAGCUCACCUGGGCGCGACACCACCCACCGCCCGACUCCAGCUCACCUGGGCGCGACACCACCCACCGCCCGACUCCAGAUCACCUGGGCGCGACACCACCCACCGCCCGAGUCCAGCUCACCUAGGCGCGACACCCCCCACGUCCAAACACUCCGAGGGAGAGUCGGCUCUCGUAAUUCUCCCUUGA